Messenger RNA from Daktulosphaira vitifoliae (grape phylloxera), 2505 nucleotides. RefSeq names its product trichohyalin-like. The transcript is spliced from 5 exons. Bases 716 to 2380 code for a protein of 554 amino acids. NCBI's taxonomy places the organism in Eukaryota, Metazoa, Arthropoda, Insecta, Hemiptera, Phylloxeridae. The record is from RefSeq and is a predicted model, not a curated record.
ACUAAAUGUAACCUUUAUAUUGUGUCACUACAAAGUACUUUAAACUAUGCAGAUAAGUUUUUCUAGCGCGUGGCUACCUAACACUAUUAUCAUGUAUAACUGUAUUGUAUUAAACAUUGUACUAUGCCACUUUUGGUAUAACUAAUAAAGAAUCACAGAUGGUGUCUCCUGAUAAUCGAGAUCUCCCACAAAAAUUACUCUAAAUGUUUCCACAAAAACAAUCUCAAAAAUUAUAGCCAGUAGUCCGUCCGCAUCCGAAUUAUUCAAACAUCCUCUUCUCCAUUCACAUCGAUUAUCAGGGCCUGGAAGUGAAGACUAGAAUUUAUUUAGUGUUCAAAAUUUAUUCAAAUUCAACUACCUUCGCAUUAUAAAGUCCUGAAUCACACACGAAAUCUCAGGUGCAGUUAGCUCAACUUAAAUUUAAAUUAAACUCAUGACAAGCUGUAUUAUGUAUUUAAGUUGAAGAUCACAUAAAAAUGAAUUUGAUUCAAAAAAUAAUAAAGGGACUACACCUGCUGUCAAAAAGUAUGUUCCCCAAAAAGAAAAGCAUAAUUUGAAAAAGUCAGAAAGAGUACACAAAAUAAUUAAAGGCUUUGAAAUUAGCAAAGGAAAAUCCAUAAGGGAAAAUAAUGCUUCCGACAAAGAGAAAGAAAAAAGACAACUUCCUAAUAAGUUUACCGAGCAAAAUAAUGUUAAAAACAGCAAAACAGACAAUAUGAAAAAACAAUCUUCUCGGAUGUUUUUUAAUAGACAUUUUUCAAAGUAUACAUCUAAGCUUCGUGGAAAAUUAAGUAGAAAUUUUAAAUCUUCGUUUAAAAGUACCGGAAAAUAUGAUGAGAGCUCAACUAAGUAUAAAUCUUACGUCGAAAAAGGUAAAAAUAAAAAGGAUAAGAAUAAGACAUCUUUGAAAUAUUCUUUGUGUAGUAUUGGCUUUAAAGACGAAGUUAAGAAAAAAAAACGAACAGUUAAAUGUAAGGAUUUGCCUGGCCCAGGUACUUAUAACCAUAGAUUUGUAUAUGACGAGGCAUCUCGUUUGCGAAAAGAAGGAAAAGAUGUCGACGUAUUGUAUAAAGUUAAGACUAAAAAUGAAUCAACGUAUGUGAUUAACGGCGAGUUUAAGUGGAAAAAAAAAUUGACACCAAAUGAGAUUAGGCAACUUCGAAAAAAGUAUAGUGGUGCAAGUUGUACAACAAAACGUUCUAAGGCAAAAAAAUCACAAAAAAAGAACACUAAGGCUAAUGAUGUUAUGACUAAACGCGUUGGUCAGCACCAACUAGUAAAUGAAGAAGAUGCAUUGCUCAUGGAAGAAUUGCAUAAACAACAAAAAUUAGACGAAGAAAAGAAAAGGAGAAUGGAUAAAAUAAACAAAAUCGAAAGAAUGAGACAAGAGAAAAUAGAAAGAGAAAAACUUGAGAAACUAAAACGAAGGGAACGCUCGAGAGAAGCAGCUAAAAGACUUAGAAUAAAUACACUUAAUAAAUUAAAAGAAACUAAUUUGUUAAGAGAAGAAGAACGAAAGAAAGAAGCGUUGAUAUUGGAAGAAUUAGCAAAGAAGAAAGAAAAUAAAAAAAUGAUGGAGAAGGCGAAACUUGAAGAGGAAAAUAUCAAAUUAGAAGAAAUACAACGUCUACAACAAUUGAAAUUACAAAAAUUAAAUACAAUAAAACAAAAGGUUAAUGUUGAAAAUGAUAAGCAAGGACUUUGCAACGAAAACUCAAAUGCAGCAGAAAAAUGUACUAAGAAUCUUAACGAUUGUGAGAAUCCAUCAAGGUGUGUUCAGGACCAUGCACUCAUUGAGCGGUGGGUACUUCGAAACGAUGAUGGUAUUAGUGCCAUGUCAUGGUUACGUCUUGUCACUCAUCGUACCAAUUGUUUGAAAGGUCAUGUGCAUAAGCAACUGAGGGAUGAAUGGUUACGUAUAGCUAUUGACACAGUUGUUGAUUGUAUGGUAAAAAAAAAAUGUUUACCUUGCAAUAAAAAACAUGAUUUUACUGAAAAUAUAUGUGAAAAACGGGAUUUUACCGAAAAAAAAUGCAAUAAGCAAGAUGACGAAAAAAUAUGUAAAAAGAAAAUAUGUCAGGUAUCUUCAAUUUGUAACCACUCAAAGCCAUUUAAUGUUCAUGCACCCAUAACUGUCAAUAUUGGUAAAUCUGCCAAAUGUAUAGAUAUUCCUGGUUCUGCGUAUUAUACAGCGGUAAAAAAGGAAGGAAAUUAUUAUCAAGUUAUGAACGUUAAUUUUAUGGCUAAAAUUUCCAAGCAUGAAACAGGUACACACAGUGUGACUUGUGUUGGUCAAGUUAAAAGCAAUAAUAAACAUAAUUUGGACAUCUCAAUUCUGUACAAGUGUUUACUAAACAGUAUAAAUCACGUCUUUGGAUAAAAAUUAAAUAUAACUGUUGAUAAUAUUCAAAAAAUAUCUGGUUUUUAUGUAACAAAUAAAUUUGCAGGCGAAAUUUAUUUGAAAAUUUAAAACUUAGAAUGAAAUUAUCAAUAAUAGAUAUUGAU